Messenger RNA from Nelumbo nucifera (sacred lotus), 4278 nucleotides. Its product is annotated as cell division cycle protein 48-related / CDC48-like protein. Gene Ontology annotation, biological process: nucleosome disassembly; transcription initiation-coupled chromatin remodeling; nucleosome assembly. The record is from RefSeq and is a predicted model, not a curated record. Lineage: Eukaryota; Viridiplantae; Streptophyta; Magnoliopsida; Proteales; Nelumbonaceae. Gene Ontology annotation, cellular component: nucleus. Gene Ontology annotation, molecular function: histone binding; chromatin binding; ATP binding.
UUCUCAGAGCAGCGAAGCUCUUCCCUCUCUCUUUCUUGGUUUGUUUCUCUCAUAUGCAUUUAUUCUUCCUUUGCUUGGACUCUUUCUUUCUGUUUCUCUUGCAAUCUUUGGUUCUCUACAGAUUUCUCCAUCGAAGCUUACGCUUGAUCGAUCAUCGAAGGAUAGUCUUCAGUUUCUCAAGGCAGUUCAAGGGGAGGAGUUGUUGAAUUUGUAAUGGGAAGCCAUACUCGAAAAAUUUAACAGCUUUACAUGGAUCCCAAAAGUUCUAGCAAAGGAGAUGAACCUGUGGACAGGCCUGUUCGCACGAGUGACAGGCUCCGUCGACGGCCAAGUAUGUAUGGCCGUACGUAUAUGUUUUAUGGUCCAACCAUUAUUCGCAAAAAAAGCAAGACCAGGAAGCGGACAGCAGCUUCUCAGAUUGCCAAGAUGCUGCGUCCUGGAAAUCGGCCAGUACGGACAGCCAAAACCAACUCCGUGACAAACCUUCGCCGUUCUACAAGAAAGAGGAAGAUUUCUGUAAAUCUAGAAGGAUUCAACACAGACAGUUCUGAUACAGAGGAUGAUGAUGACCUAAUGAGGCCCAAUUAUCGUUCUUCUAGAAACAAGACUGAAAACAGUGCUAGUCAAGACGACUUGUCAAUCUCUCCAAGGCGUAAAAGGAUUGCCAAGAGUAAAUCUUUUCCUCGCCGUGAAGGAUUACGCCCUCGUCGCUCAAAAAUGGUUGAAAGAGAUCAAUCUGAUCAAGAUUUUGAUGAUGACCGGGGUACUUCUGAAGAUCAGGUUGGCCAAGAUGAAACAGAAAAUGGGAAUGAUGUUGAAGGGGAUGGUGGUGAUGAUGGUGAUGGUGAAGAUGAGGGUGAGGGUGAGGGUGGGGAUGAAGGAGAAGAAGAUGGUGAUGAUGAAGAUGCUGAAGAAGGGCAAGGUGGAAGGAGAAGGUAUGAUCUUCGAAAUCGAGCAGAAGUUCGGAGGUCAUCUCCUGAGAAGGAGGGAAAACAGAGGCCACGGUCACCUCGGAGAGUAUUGCAUCAAGGAGUAGGAACCAAAGGUAAUAGAGAUGUAAGAAAGGGUGGCUCACGAGUUCAUAAACGGCAUCGCAUAACAAGAGCUGAAGACUCUGAUGACUCGCUUCUUGUGGACGAGCUCGACCAAGGUCCUGCUAUACCAUGGGCACGAGGUGGAAGUAGAAGUGGGCCACCUUGGCUCUUUGGUGGAUUAGAUAUGCAUGGGACAACGACAUGGGGGUUGAAUGUUGCUGCUUCAGGUUGGGGUCACCAAGGUGAUAGUUUUGCUACUCUAACUUCUGGAGUUCAAACUGCUGGACCAAGUUCAAAAGGAGGAGCAGAUAUUCAGCCUCUACAAGUUGAUGAAAGUGUUAGUUUUGAGGAUAUAGGUGGGCUUUCAGAAUACAUUAAUGCUUUGAAGGAAAUGGUAUUCUUUCCCUUACUGUAUCCAGAUUUCUUUGCAAGUUACCACAUAACUCCCCCCAGGGGUGUUUUGCUAUGUGGUCCCCCUGGUACAGGAAAAACACUUAUUGCAAGAGCAUUGGCCUGUGCUGCAUCAAAAGCUGGUCAGAAGGUAAGCUUUUACAUGCGUAAAGGUGCAGAUGUGCUUAGCAAAUGGGUUGGUGAGGCUGAAAGGCAACUGAAAUUACUCUUUGAAGAAGCUCAGAGAAAUCAGCCAUCCAUUAUCUUCUUUGAUGAAAUAGAUGGUCUUGCUCCCGUUAGGUCUAGCAAACAAGAGCAGAUUCAUAACUCUAUUGUGUCAACUUUGCUUGCUUUAAUGGAUGGUCUUGAUUCUCGUGGACAAGUUGUUUUAAUUGGAGCUACCAAUAGGAUUGAUGCCAUAGAUGGAGCCUUGCGACGCCCUGGCCGGUUUGACCGUGAAUUCAACUUUCCGUUACCUGGUUGUGAGGCACGUGCAGAAAUCUUAGAUAUUCACACACGGAAAUGGAAGCAACCUCCUUCAAAAGAGCUAAAAAUGGAGCUUGCUGCUAGUUGUGUGGGAUACUGUGGAGCUGAUUUAAAGGCCCUGUGUACAGAAGCUGCCAUUCGUGCUUUCCGUGAAAAAUAUCCUCAAGUUUACACUAGUGACGACAAAUUUUUGAUUGAUGUUGAUUCAGUGAAGGUUGAAAAAUAUCAUUUCCUAGAUGCCAUGUCAACAAUUACACCCGCUGCUCAUAGAGGCUCCAUUGUGCACUCGAGGCCAUUGCCUUUAGUUGUUGCACCAUGUUUACAGAGACAUCUCCACAAAGUCAUGGAUCAUAUUUCUGAAAUAUUUCCUACAUCUGCAUCUUCUUCAGAUCUUGGCAAGUUUUCUAUGUUUUCUUAUGGUUCUGCAGUUCCUCUUGUCUAUAGACCUCGGCUUCUAAUUUAUGGGGAGGAGGGUUCUGGACUGGAUCAUGUUGGGCCUGCAGUUUUACAUGAGCUGGAGAAAUUUCCAGUUCAUUCUCUUGGACUUCCAUCCCUUCUUUCAGAUCCUAGUGCAAAGACUGCAGAGGAGGCAUUGGUGCAUAUAUUUGGUGAAGCAAGGAGAACCAUACCCUCAAUACUCUAUUUGCCACAGUUCCAUCUUUGGUGGGAAACUGCUCAUGAGCAGCUUAGGGCAGUCCUCGUGGCACUUUUGGAGGAAUUACCAUCUGACUUUCCUAUAUUGUUGCUUGGGACAUCCUCGGUUCCAUUGAAUAAAUUGGAUGGGGAAUCUUCUUCAGUAUUUACUUACCGUAUCAUGUUCGAAUCUGAUCUGUUUACUUCCCUAUCCAGAGUGUAUAAGCUAUGUUUUAUGAACGUUUAUCAAGUUGAUAAACCAACAGCAGAUGACAGGCAUAUAUUUAUUGAGCAUUUGGUUGAAGCUGCUUUUUCUAUCCCGUCUGAAGCAACAAUAAGCAAAUCUCAGGAAUCAACACCCCUUCCUGAGCUCCCUAAGGCACCAAAGAUCACAAGUGGUCCAAAGGCUUCAGAGUUAAAAGCUAAGGCAGAAGCUGAGCAGCAUGCCUUUCGCCGGCUGCGGAUGUGUCUUCGUGAUGUUUGCAAUCGGAUUCUGUAUGAUAAACGCUUCAGUGUGUUCCACUAUCCAGUCAUGGAUGAGGAUGCACCUAAUUAUCACUCAAUUGUCCAGAAUCCAAUGGAUGUGGCUACUCUUCUGCAGCGUGUUGAUUCUGGGCAGUAUAUGACAUGUUCUGCAUUCUUGCUGGACGUUGAUCUCAUUUGGGCCAAUGCAAAGGCUUAUAAUGGAGAUGAUUACAAUGGUGCUAGGAUUGUAAGCAGAGCGUAUGAGCUUCGAGAUGCAGUGCAAGGAAUGCUAUCACAGAUGGACCCUGCAUUAGUUACAUUCUGUGACAAGAUUGCUGCCCAAGGGGGGCCAACCCGUCUUCCAGAUGAUGGAGGCUCUGGUUUUCCUUCAACUCCUGUUGUUCAACAUGCAACUGUUACUAGGGCAAGUGCUCGACUUCGUAAUGUUCAGCCUGAGGUUAACUUGAGUCAAAGUUAUGAAGUAUUGAGACGGCCCAAGAAGAAUUCUGAUGCUGAGAAAGCAGGGGGUUCAGGUUCAACUGCAGAAGAGGAGUCAAGAACUGCAGAAUCAGCACCAACAAAGCUGGCAUUGUCUCAGACGGCACAAUCUCAAGAACCCGAGUCAAAUGGUGUGGCUUCGGAGAGGGCAGAUAAUCUUACUGCUGACGAGGAACUAGGAACUUCUGGAAAUGCUUCUGAUCACACCCCCACAAAGAAAUCACUGGAAGAUGUCUUAAUGUCCGAUGGAGAAUUUUCUGGUCAAGUUGAGUCUGCCAAACAGCGCUUGGUAGAGCUCACCAAAGACUACGGUGUCCCACAACUUGAAAGGCUUUACUCACGUGUCAUGAAAGGUGUGAUUGAAAUCAAAUGGAAGGAGGUCAGGGAAGCUCACAAGCCUUUAAUUUUGAAAUUUUUGUUGAGGUUUGCCGACAACGAGGUGAAUUUCUGAUCCUAAUCCGUUUCUUCUUUUUUUUUUUUGCUUUUUUUUUUCAAAAUUUAACCCUUUGUAUAAUUUCGGAAUUUUGAUUUUUCCUUGCGAGAUUAGUUGGUAGGCAAUUAAAGCAUUGCAUUCUUCAAAAUUUUUUGUUAUUUGCGGAAACUCUAUUUCUUGGCUGAUGUUUGGCAUAGUAAAAUGCUCAAAGAACACCAUAGAAUCUGAACCCCGGGGAUAGGCUGAUGCUGACUUAGAUGUGCACAUUCUUUGUCGGUAUUACACAUUCUUUAGUACAUUAAAUAAACAAAAUGUGCCGCAAUGAAUUGUUCACUAAAA